CCACAACAUCUGCUGCUCCGCGUCAGAACAACCCGGAGAGAAGGAAGUGAACCGCGCCGGCGCUCUGAAAGACUCCCGCCGCAUUUAGACUCACGAUAAAAACGAAGUGUUCUUCUUAAGGUUUAGUUUUGAGUUAAGGUAACUUUGAGCAACAUGGCAGAGAAGGUGGAUCUGGAGGAAGUGAAGGCAUCCAACGGCGAGGCGCACCGCGAUGGGCCGCUUGCCAACGGGUUUACCGGGCAGCGGAAGGGCAGCCCGGAACCGAUGUCCAAGCGCUUAAAGAGGAUCUUCAAGGCGAAUCUGCUGGUGAUCCUGACCGUGGCCGGGGUCAUCGUGGGGGUCUUCAUUGGGCUCGGUGUGCGCACCGUGUCGCCGACCCUAACCCAGCAGAUCUACAUCGGCUUCCCCGGCGAGAUCCUCAUCCGGCUGCUGAAGAUGAUCAUCAUUCCCCUGGUGGUGUGCAGCCUGGUGUCCGGAGCGGCGAGCAUCGACCCCAAAGCUCUGGGGAAACUGGGUGGCUGGGCCAUGCUGUUCUUCUUGGUCACCACCUUGAUAGCCUCGUCCAUCGGAGUGGUGAUGGCUUUCAUUAUCAAGCCGGGAAAUGUGGAAAUGAACACCACCGCAAACGCUAAAGACAUGAGCGACGAUAUUCCGGCGAACAAAGAGGUUAUAGACUCCUUCUUAGACCUGAUCAGAAACAUCUUCCCCUCCAACCUGGUGUCUGCCGCCUUUCAGUCGUAUGGAACCUCCUACAAGAUGAUAAACGCGUCCGGAAUCCCAGAGAAGGUUCCCAUUGGAACAGAUCAAGACGGGAUGAACAUCCUUGGAUUGGUGGUGUUCGCUAUUGUUUUCGGAGUGGCUCUGAGGAAGCUGGGCGAAGAAGGAGAGAUCCUCAUCAAGUUCUUCAACUCCUUCAACGAGGCCACCAUGGUGCUGGUGUCCUGGAUCAUGUGGUACGCCCCUGUAGGUAUCAUGUUCCUCGUCGCCGGUAAGAUUGUGGAGAUGGACGACGUCGGCAAGCUGUUUGCCAGCCUGGGAAAAUACAUCGCCUGCUGCAUGAUUGGCCACGCCAUUCACGGCCUGCUGGUGCUGCCCCUCAUCUACUUCAUUUUUACCAGGAAGAACCCCUACACCUUCCUGUGGGGCAUCUUCACAGCCUUGGCCACGGCUUUUGGAACGAGCUCCAGCUCUGCCACUCUGCCCCUCAUGAUGAAGUGCGUGGAGGAGAAAAACGGCGUGUCCAAGCACAUAAGCCGCUUCAUCCUGCCCAUCGGCGCCACGGUCAACAUGGACGGGGCCGCGCUCUUCCAGUGUGUGGCGGCGGUUUUCAUCGCCCAGCUUAACAACACCAGUCUCAACUUCAUCCAAGUCAUAACCAUCCUUGUGACGGCGACAGCGUCCAGUGUUGGAGCUGCAGGUAUACCUGCAGGCGGUGUGCUGACCCUAGCUAUAAUCCUGGAGGCAAUUGGACUGCCCACCAGUGACAUCUCUCUCAUCCUGGCUGUUGACUGGCUUGUUGACCGCACCUGCACUGUGCUGAAUGUGGAGGGCGAUGCCUUCGGAGCGGGGCUCCUGCAGCACUUUGUGGACAAAACAUCCAAACACGAAGGAGUGGAGGAGCUCAGCGAGGUCAGGAUGGACAGAGAUGCGUCCGCCGCCAUGCCCGAGCACUCGCCGCUCAUUGAUAAACGAGGCUUGGAGGGCGCAAAAGGAGACCUUUCUUCCGAGAAAGAGUCGUCCAUGUAACGCAGAUUGUGACUUCUACUGCAAACCCGCCAAGAAACACAAAACUUAAGCUCCCCCUAUUAAGAAAAGAGUCCAAGGAGAGAGGACGGACAUGCACACUACAAUGCAAAGACACGCUCUCGGACCUCAAAUACAUUUCUGGACGGGCUGCAGCCAAUAUCUUAUGGGAUAUAUAGAAACCAUGAUACACUCAGUGGGUUAUUUAAUUUUUUAGGGGAAUAUAAGACUGAUUUAUUUUUUUUUUUUAUUACUUCUCCCUUAUGUUUAUUUGAUGUAUGGUCUACUCUGAAAUCAGAUUGGAAGGUUUCAUAAGCCACUUAAACGAAAACAGACUAUUUGCAUCGAGGAGCGCAGCACAUGACACAUUUAUUCAUGCUGGACAAAUGAAUAUGAAUGUCUGUUUCUAAAGCGUUCUCCUAUCUCAUGUGCGUCACUGUUCUUCUGACAGAAACUGUCUUUUUAUACAUAUAUUUAAAAAACAAAAAAAUAGCGUCCAUAGUUACCACAUAGUCUUUUUUAGAUUCAAACGUGUCAGGUUUUGGAACGCCGCAUGUGAAAUUAAAGCAAUAAGAAUGAUAUAUUUUUCCAAAUGGGAUCCAGAUUAAAAAAAAAACAUACAUAUAGCUACUUUCAUGCAGGUUUCUUCCAGUGGAGAGUUUAAUAGAUGUGCAUCAAUGCAGCGGUGCUCAAAUGUUACAAACUGUGCAGUGGAUAACAGUCCUAUUCUUGUUUUUGUUUGUCAUUGCAUUGUUAGUCUUUAUGCCUUUUUGGUUUAGAAUUGUGACCAAUCAUUUGUGACCAAUCGUUUUAUCGGCUAGUGUUCUUUUAGGUUUUUCAAUUGAAGUAGACACUUUGAAGAGAUAAACAAUCUACAACACGCUGCUGUAAUCUAUAGUCAUUGCCUUAAACAAGACAAUUUCUGAGCUAAAUGCUUUUGUACAUGUAGAGGAAGCAGUUUUGCUCCAUGCUGCUGUAGGUGAAACACACAGCUGCUCAUAGUAGUAGAGGCUGUGCUUUAUCAUUUGCUAUGACUAUCUGAAACUGUUUUGGCUAACUUUGCAGGGACACAUGGAAGUUUAAUUGGAGGACUGAUUGAAAGCAAAGUCCAGUCCAAUUUUAAUUCUUAAUAUUAGAAAAUUAUAUUAUAUUAUUACUUUUUUCCGAUUUUUAGAUCUGCAGAAGAACCAAAGGUACAAUCUGUAACUAUCUGCACUAUAUAGAGAUUAUUGGAACCAUUCUUUUGUACUGUAAUUGGUUCCUUUACAUCUUUUAUUUUAGUAUCCCAUCCUUUGCAGAGAGCACAAUGAUUCCUUCACCUUGGUGAGGGAGAUCCAACUCCCCAUGCUGCAAGGACGUAGUUCAUCUAUCCGCCUUACACCUGCAUUAAAAUGGCCAACAUGAUAUUUGGAAAAAAUGUUUUAUAGUUAGUUUUUUUUUCUUGUUGUUGUUUGGAGGGUGUUUAUUGAAGGCUUCUUUUUAAUCUGUUAUAAUUGUGGUUAUUCAUAACCAAAUGUUCUCUUAAUGUUUGUUUUCCCCAUUCUUUUUGAUGGGGGGGGGGAGGAAGCUAUAUAGUUGUUAUUGUAUUCCAAAGGCUACAAGAUGAAAUAUUAGCCUUGGUAUUGUCCCAAAGGAAAAUGAAGGAGCACAAGCGUUCUGACUCGUCUCUCUAGAUGGACUUUACCUUCUUAAAAAGACAACAAAGCCUCAGGUUUGAUGUUUGCCUUGUUCUUCAGGUACUGAAAGACCAAAAAUCAAAGUCGGCUUAAUGAAGGCUUAAUGAACUCUUGAGGACGCAUGAUGACACCUUUUUAAUAUCUAUACUAAUUUUGGAUUUUUCUCUUUUCACCUCCCCUGACUUCCCCACACGCUGCUGCUUCUGUGCAGGCUGCAGCUUUUUACGAGAGUAUAAAUAGAGUGAUGACCCCAGUUUCUUGCAUAAUGUAUGGUAUUCAUACUGUGUCCGCCAUGUCCAUUCUCAAGUUACCUUCGACUGCAGACACGUCUACUUUUUUAGUCUGGCAGCAGGACCAGAUGGACUGGUUUUACCGUUAAGCUGAAGACAUAAUGAACUUUGCAAAAGGAUGUCUUAUUGGGACUUAUUUAUGUUUUGGAUAUUACAGCCACAAGAGGAAACACUUCUUCGUUGAAGCUCUAGGUCUCUAUAUGUCUUUCAAUGUCCAUUUGUAAUAGUUUAUAUUUAUUCUUAAUCCAAAUCUAAAGGAUUUUUUUUUUUUUGCCAAUGUGCUGUGAUAUAAUAACAAUAGAUCUAAUUUUGGUUUUUCUUUCUCCCAGAUGGUUGGUAGUAGAUUUGUCACAUUUUGUUAUGCUUGUUUCUGAAGUGCAUGAUGAGUGAGGCUGAAUCGCAUGAGUGACAUGUACACUGAAAAAGUCCUUUUGGUUUAAAACAAUUUUUGGUUCGAUUGAUAAUUUAUCCCAUGUUUUUGAUGUUUUAAGUGGGAAUUAUAGCAGCAGAAUUACAUUUAAAAAAAACAAAAAAACAAAUUUUGCCUUUGACGUAUGAAUAUACAUGGCAGACCUGAAGUCUCAUCAUUUCUCCUGUGUUGUCCCAUAUGUUGUGGAAAUCCGAUGGAAUGUUCUGCAUUUUUCCAGUACAGCUGUUCUACUGAUCCACGUUUGAGACUUCAAUGCCGUUUUCUUUUUCUGUUCUAAACAUCAUGUGGAGGUUUUGUAAAAUCAUAUUGUUUUUGUUGCAGUGAAGGUCACUGUGAUGAGGCUAUACUUAGAAAAAAAAACUAAUUUGUGCCGCCAGACUGUAGUCAUUUGGUUAAAAACAGUAAACUGUUCUUUCUUAAA
Molecule: messenger RNA, 4560 nt
Organism: Xiphophorus hellerii (green swordtail)
Lineage: Eukaryota; Metazoa; Chordata; Actinopteri; Cyprinodontiformes; Poeciliidae
Gene: slc1a5
Product: solute carrier family 1 member 5
Exons: 8
Coding region: 154-1746 (530 amino acids)
Biological process (GO): L-aspartate import across plasma membrane
Cellular component (GO): plasma membrane
Molecular function (GO): L-aspartate transmembrane transporter activity; neutral L-amino acid transmembrane transporter activity; symporter activity
Source: RefSeq, a predicted model, not a curated record